GAUGUACAAAGAUUGUCCAAAGUUCCGGUUCCCGUCGGAUGCAGGUGCUCCUCCGCUGUGAUAAGGUAUCUGUAGUGACCGGACCACCAUGGACCUUGCAACUGCUCUCUUGCCUCCUGCUGGUUGCAAGUGCAUCGACCUUCAACAUCCAAGCCGACAGCGCCCUUGUGAUCAAAGGAGAAGCUGGGUCCAAGUUUGGCUUCGAAGUCGCUUUCUGGACGCAACAGAUGGAGAACAAGUUGGUUAUCGGGGCACCUGAUGACCUCGAAGGCAAAGGUCGAGUCUUCAUCUACCAGCAAGAGGGAUGUUUAGCAAAGAGGUUGAGGAACAUUACUUUUAUUCCACAGCUUGGAGAUCCUGAAUCGGUGGACAUGAAAUAUGGCGUCGGGUUUGGGACCAAGAUUGCAGCGGGUGUGACAGAUAGCGGCCCUCUCUUGAUUUGUGCACCUCGAGCUUCUUUCGUUUACAAGCGAGGAACAGCAGAGUCUCGCGUGCCUUUAGGAAAGUGCUUGCUGAUCCAUGCCAACGACUUCAAAGACGAGCACGUCUGUCCUAAGAGUGCUUUUGAAGAGCUUUCAGAUGCUAUUCAGUACUGUGGUUUCAGCGCUGUGUUUGGAAAGAAUGAUUCAGCUGUUUACCUCGGGUGCCCCAGUAUUAUCAAGGAAAAUCUAAGUUACAUGCUUGAGUACCACUUGCAUCGGCGGGCGUGGGCGAAGAAGAACUUGACGGAGGCGUGUGAGAGGUGUACCCAGGGCGGCUGGGGACUCGCGGAGGGCACUUGGCUGUCGAAGGGGAAAAGCGGACUGGUAGCUGCCUGUGGUAACUUCGGAAAAAUCGUUCGCCUCGACGAAGAAAUGAACCUCGAAAUGGAGCUUCAAGAACGAGCCACCUCUCGCCUCGGGGAGAUGGCCGGUUCCUCCCUCACCGCCUGCGACGUGAAUGGCGACGGGCAGGAUGAGGUGGUGGUGGCAGCUCCCUUCGGCCGAGUCCUAGACACCCUCGGGGGCUACAAGGAAGUGGGCAGGGUCACCGUCUUUGGAUUAAAGAAUUACAACAUCACACUCCACGGCCGGUCUGCAUUUGGUAGAUUCGGUAGCAGCGUCGCCUGUUUGGGAGAUAUCAACAAUGACUCCUUCAGCGACCUGGGCGUCGGCGCGUCCGAACACCCCGGCGGCGGCGCAGUCUUCAUCUUCCUUGGCUCGUCCGAAGGCCUUGUUCGUUCUCCAUCUCAGAUCCUUUACGCCCCUCCGAAUGUCACCGGCUUUGGCUUCAGCUUAGCCGGGGGUCGGGACAUCGAUGGGAACGGAUAUCCGGACGUGCUGGUCGGGGCGCCGCUGUCCGAUUCCGCUGUCACGUUUAAAGCCGCCCCGGUGCCCAAGCUGCGCGUGGAGACCUUUCGCUUCGACCCGCCCACCGUCGACCUCCGUCAGAAGGACUGCGACGUCUUCGGCGAGAGAAAAAACUGCUUCCGUCUCCUGCUGGAGGUUCGCCAAGAAGGAAGACCUCGAGAUAGUGGCUUCAAGUUACGUGUGAAGAUUGAUCUUGAUUCGGGCAAAAGAAAACGGAUUUUCUUCAAUGACACUGGAUCUCCCUUUGCCGAUUUCUUUCUCGAAUCGAGGCCUGGAACGCAAAUGCAUGAGUUUGGUGUCUAUGCUGAGAACUUAGCAAAAGAGAAGGACGCUAUACCAGGGCCCGUUGCCAAGGUGAACAUAUCGCUGGCACCUCUCAGCCCCGUAUCAAAAGGAGGUAUCACACCCGUAAUUCAAAAGCCUAUUACAAACAACGCUUCACUGAGUCUCCAGUGUGGUAAUGAUACGAGUAACUGCGUCGCUGUUACUGAUAUUGCCCUUUCUACUGAUGUGGGAGAAGUCAACUUCACAGUCGGCGAGGAAUACGUCCACGUCGAAUUCAACAUAACAGUGAAAGGAGACAUUGCCUACUACCCUUACAUUAACGUAAUGGAAACACUGGGUAUCAAAGUGCAAAUGGGGAGGUCUUAUAACACGCCGAUUUCGCUGGACUGCUACAGGGGACACCGCUGUAGCUUCACCACGACGAGGAUUAGGCCGGGAAAUGAGAGGAUGAUACUGAGGUUUCGACAGGACGUGCAACAACUCCUAAAUUUCAUGAACCAGAGCUCGAGUGAGCCUCUUAACAUUACCUGCGAGAUGACGGUCCAGUGCGUCAACGACAAGAAUACUUCCAAUGAUUUUUUGACCUUCAAGAUGUUCCCGCAGCUACGUCCUGCUCUGUCCCUGGUUGGUGAGAGUGACGUUGAAUCCAUAAGCAUCAAAGCAGUGGACGAAAAAACAGAGGCCAGAGAGGAGAAAAACACAAUAAGUUUCAUUAAUGGCUACAGCACAGUAACACAUACGUACACAUUGAGGAACGUCGGCCUCUUUUCGAUCCAGGAAAUUGCUAUAAACUGUUCAAGCAAGAUCAUCGGAAUACAGGGCACCAACCCGGCACAGUACUUCCUUUCCUUCGAUGAUCCGACUGUCAUGCCUGGUGAAAACAGGACCUACUGUGAAUCCCCAUGCAGUUAUCAAGUAUUCGGUUUGCCCGCUGAAAAGAAAAUGGAGAUCAUCUUAAAAUUUGAAAGCAAGAAAUAUAACCUACAGCACGGAAUGAACCUGACCUCCACCUGCCAAGCCGAGAUCAUCUCACCCUCUGGAGCCUCCGUAGCGAGCGAUAUCAGUGACUUACACCAAACUGUGACCUUGGUAACUAAUGCCAUCCCCACAGUGAGCGAGAGCAACGCAGGUCCUGCAGCCUGGAUCAUCGUUUUAGCUGUGCUGGGAGGCUGUUUACUCCUGACGCUACAGGUGCUGGUGCUGUACAAGCUUGGGUUCUUCAAGCGAAAGUUGCCGCCAGCGCCACCACAAAACCCCGAACCCAAACCAGGAACCGAGAGCGAAGUACAGCAAAUAUCAUAGAAAGGCAAGAAACAAAACUCUAGUUACGGACGUCAAAUUGCACGGGAACGUGUAACAGUUGUUUCUGUCCUCUAAGCUCUCUAAACUGCUCUUGCAAACGUCUAACAAUUCCUUUUAUCUUCUUUCAUUGACUUUUAUUGGUUAGGUUACCAUUGGUACAUUCACUGAAUUCUCUUAUUAACUAUGAUUUGUUAUUUUGAUUGUUUAUGAUGAUGUCUCGAAGAGGGUGAUACCGACCUUUAUGUGACUGGCCGUGAAUGCGAAAGAGUGUGUGUGUGUGUGUGUGUGUGUGUGUGCGUGCGUGCGUGCGUGCGUGCGUGUGUGUGUGUGUGUGUGUGUGUGUGUGUGUGUGUGUGUGU
This is a messenger RNA of Penaeus indicus, 3295 nucleotides long. RefSeq names its product integrin alpha-5-like. The annotation marks the transcript as partial. Gene Ontology annotation, molecular function: integrin binding. The record is from RefSeq and is a predicted model, not a curated record. The transcript has 23 exons. Gene Ontology annotation, biological process: cell-cell adhesion; cell-matrix adhesion; integrin-mediated signaling pathway. NCBI's taxonomy places the organism in Eukaryota, Metazoa, Arthropoda, Malacostraca, Decapoda, Penaeidae. Gene Ontology annotation, cellular component: integrin complex; external side of plasma membrane.